Molecule: messenger RNA, 2323 nt
Organism: Lycium barbarum (goji berry)
Lineage: Eukaryota; Viridiplantae; Streptophyta; Magnoliopsida; Solanales; Solanaceae
Product: probable catabolite repression protein creC
Exons: 11
Coding region: 293-1942 (549 amino acids)
Molecular function (GO): protein binding
Source: RefSeq, a predicted model, not a curated record
GAUCUUCCUCUUAAUCCAAGUUUAAUCUCAAAGCACUCACUCUCUCAAACACACACCAAAAUAGAAAGAGAAAACCAUUGAAGAAGAACAAUACUACUAGCUAUUAUUAGUAUUAGAAUUGUUCCAACCAUCCAUCUCUUCAGCCAAAGGUCCCUUAAAAAGUCAAAAUCUUCACCCUUUUCACUCCACUCUAUAUUAACAGCCAAAAUUGAUUAACAUCAGGUACAACAAAUAAAUCCAAUUUGCAAAAAUGAUCUGAUUAUAAGAGACUUUUGGAUUGGUAUUUUCAAGAAUGAUGAACAACAAUAGUAAUAGUAUGAUGUCUCCAUCAUCAGCAUCGAGUAACAACACACAAUCUCCAGGUUUAAAGACUUAUUUCAAAACCCCUGAAGGAAAAUAUAAACUUCAAUAUGAAAAGACUUAUCCUGCUGGUCUUCUUCAUUUUUCACAUGGUAAAACAGUUACUCAGGUAACACUAGCUCAUCUCAAAGAUAAGCCCGUUCAGGCACAGCCUCACUCGACAUCAACUUUUGGAGUCACCAGUGGUGUUAAGUCCGCAGCAGCGAGAUUCUUAGGUGGUGGAAAUGGUAGUAAGUCCCUUAGUUUUGUCGGGGGGAAUGGUGGAAGUAAGUCUGUAAGUGGCAUAGGUGGUAGAGCUGGAUCAUUUGGGGUGACAAGUUCGAAUAACUCUCUCAGUAUUCCCAAUUUCGAUGGCAAAGGGACUUAUUUGAUAUUCAAUGUUGGCGACACAAUUUUUAUUAGUGAUUUGAAUUCUCGAGAUAAGGAUCCUAUAAAGUCAAUACACUUUAGUAAUUCAAAUCCUGUUUGCCAUGCAUUUGAUCCGGAUGCAAAAGAAGGGCAUGAUUUGCUCAUCGGGUUGAGUUCCGGAGACGUUUAUUCGGUGUCUCUACGUCAUCAAAUGCAAGAUGUUGGGAAGAAGCUUGUUGGGGCACAACAUUACAACAAGGAUGGUGCUGUUAACAACAGUCGAUGUACUAGUAUCGCUUGGGUGCCUAACAGUGAUGGGGCUUUUGUUGUUGCUCAUGCGGAUGGAAAUUUUUACGUCUAUGAUAAGAGCAAAGAUGGAUCUGCUGAUCCCUCAUUUCCAGUCAUCAAAGAUCAAACUCAUUUUUCAGUUGCCCAUGCACGUUAUAAUAAGAAUCCUGUAGCUAGAUGGCAUAUUUGCCAAGGGUCCAUCAAUAGCAUUGCUUUCUCAACUGAUGGGACGUAUAUUGCAACUGUAGGGAGGGAUGGUUAUCUGCGUAUAUUUGACUACAAAAAUGAACAGCUUAUAUGUGGUGGAAAAAGUUAUUAUGGUGCUCUGUUGUGUUGUGCUUGGAGCAUGGACGGAAAGUACGUUUUAGCUGGUGGAGAAGAUGACCUAGUUCAGGUUUGGAGCAUGGACGAACGUAAAGUUGUUGCAUGGGGUGAGGGGCAUAACUCCUGGGUCAGUGGUGUGGCAUUUGAUUCAUAUUGGUCAGCACCAAAUUCAGAUGGCACAGAUGAAAAUGUUGUCUACCGUUUCGGUUCUGUUGGUCAGGACACACAAUUGCUCUUAUGGGAUCUGGAAAUGGAUGAAAUUGUAGUACCAAUGCGCCGUCCUCAUGGUGGAUCACCGACUUUCAGCAUCGGGAGUCAAUCAUCUCAUUGGGAUAGGGCUUGCCCUGUCGGUACGCUGCAACCUGCUCCAAGCAUGCGAGAUAUUCCAAAGCUAUCGCCACUGGUCACUCAUCGUGUUCACACCGAACCACUCUCUGGCGUGAUGUUUACUCAUGAAUCAGUCCUUACUAUCUGCCGUGAGGGGCAUAUAAAGGUUUGGGUGAGACCGGAGUUUGGUGAAACUCAAACUAACAACUCGGAGUCGUUACUAAGUCCAACUUUGAAGGAGAAGCCACCAAUAUCAGGAAAGAUUGUUAGUUCCAAGUUACAAGUAAUGACCUAAUAGUUAUCACCUUUUGUGUGUGUUUUUGGGGAGGGGGUUGCAAAACGGCGGAUUCUCUAAAUGGGGCUCCUUUUAAAAAUGUCAGUAACCAUUAUUGACCAACUAAUUGUAUAGCGAACAAUGAAGAUGCUACCGGGAGCAACGCGAGUUUAGUAGAGUGUCCGAGCAUCUUGUAAGUAUGAUAGGCAAAAAUAAUUUGAGGUUGGUUUCUUGAGAUAUGUAAAUCCUAGUUCCCAACCUCUCCCCUCCCUUUGGUUUUUUCCUUUACUCUUCAGCCAAUUUUGCUAAGAAACUGUUGGUUGACAAUUGACUUAUAUCGGAUUACCUCAUCUUACCAACAUUAUGCGGGCGAUCUAUUUAUAUAGAGCUUUUUGUCAUCGA